Arachis ipaensis is the source of this 2202-nucleotide messenger RNA. Its product is annotated as synaptotagmin-2. Gene Ontology annotation, molecular function: lipid binding. Gene Ontology annotation, cellular component: endoplasmic reticulum. NCBI's taxonomy places the organism in Eukaryota, Viridiplantae, Streptophyta, Magnoliopsida, Fabales, Fabaceae. The record is from RefSeq and is a predicted model, not a curated record.
AAUAAUAAUUAUAUGAUAUGAAAUGAUAUGCUUUGCUUUCUUCGUCGGGCAUUAGCAGCUUAAUCUGCUUCAUCUUCGCAUUCGACCGUUUCCUGUUAUCUCUCUCUGUCUUUACGUUUACUUUAAUAGACUUUAAUCUCAUUCAUUCAUCUCUCAACGCAUCGAAACAUCUCAUUGAGGAAUGGUGAAUGACUGAAGCUAAAAGUGAAGUUCUCGUGACAUGAAAUGGUAGUGGGAGUUGGUAUUUAGAUAGAGGAAUCGCGAUCUGGGACUGGGUAGGUUUAAAGAUUCGAGCUUGGAACUUCGAACAAGAUGGGUUUUUUUGGCACUAUAUUGGGGUUUUUCGGAUUUGGUGUUGGGAUCACCAUUGGUCUUGUAGCUGGCUAUUUUCUCUUCAUUUACUUUCAACCCACUGAUGUUAAGGAUCCUGAAAUCAAGCCAUUGGUGGAGCAAGACGCAGAAACCUUGCAGAAAAUGUUUCCUGAGAUUCCACUUUGGAUUAAAAAUCCAGACUUUGAUAGGAUUGAUUGGCUGAACAAGUUUAUUGAAUACAUGUGGCCUUACCUUGACAAGGCAAUUUGCAAGACUGCGAAGAAUAUUGCAAAGCCCAUAAUUGCUGAGCAGAUUCCGAAAUACAAAAUUGAUUCUGUUGAGUUUGAAACUCUAACACUGGGAUGCCUGCCCCCAACUUUUCAAGGAAUGAAAGUUUAUGUGACUGAUGAGAAGGAGUUGAUUAUGGAGCCUUCCAUAAAGUGGGCUGGAAAUCCUAAUGUCACAAUUGGUGUAAAGGCAUUUGGAUUCAAAGCAACCAUUCAGGUUGUUGAUUUGCAAGUAUUUCUCAUACCUCGAAUUACUUUGAAACCAUUGGUUCCAAGCUUUCCUUGCUUUGCCAACAUACAUGUCUCUCUCAUGGAAAAGCCACAUGUUGACUUUGGGCUAAAGCUUUUGGGGGCUGAUCUUAUGUCCAUUCCUGGUGCCUAUAGGCUUGUUCAGGAGAUUAUCAAAGAUCAAGUUGCAAAUAUGUAUCUGUGGCCCAAAACCCUUGAUGUUCAAGUAUUAGAUCCAUCAAAAGCCAUGAGGAGACCUGUUGGGAUUUUACAUGUAAAGGUUGUGAGAGCAAUCAAGUUAAGGAAGAAAGAUCUUCUUGGUGCAUCUGACCCUUAUGUGAAGCUAAAGAUCACUGAUGAUAAGGCGCCGUCGAAAAAGACUACUGUGAAGCACAAGAACUUGAAUCCUGAAUGGAACGAAGAUUUUAAUAUUACUGUUAAAGAUCCUGAGACCCAGGUUCUGGAAGUUGAUGUUUUUGAUUGGGAGCAGGUUGGGAAACAUGACAAGAUGGGUAUCAAUGUGAUCCCUUUAAAAGAACUUUCCCCUGAAGAGCCAAAAGAAUUCACUCUUGACCUCCUAAAAACUUUGGAUCCGAACGACGUUCAGAAUGAGAAAUCACGUGGGCAGAUUGUUUUGGAAUUGACCUAUAAACCUUUCAAGGAGGAGGACAUAGGCAAGAGUUUUGACGAGACACAGACAUUACCGAAAGCUCCUGAAAAUACUCCUGCUGGUGGAGGUCUGCUUGUUGUCAUAGUCCAUGAAGCUCAAGAUGUUGAAGGAAAGUACCAUACUAAUCCUCAUGUUCGGCUUUUAUUCAGAGGAGAGGAGAAAAAGACUAAGCGUAUCAAAAAGAACAGAGAUCCAAGAUGGGAAGAUGAGUUCACAUUUAUGCUGGAUCACCCUCCCACUCAUGACAAAUUGCAUGUGGAGGUUGUUAGCACUUCUGCAAGAAACCUGCUCCAUCAAAAGGAAUCACUGGGAUAUGUUGAAAUCAAUCUUGGAGAUGUUGUUUCUAACAAAAGAAUCAAUGAGAAGUUCCAUCUCAUAGACUCCAAGAAUGGUCGCAUUCAGAUAGAGUUGCAGUGGAGAACUUCAUAGUCCAACACACACGCCAUCAAAAAACUUGUCUGAGCUUGCAUUUUCAUUUUUUUAAUUGUUUUUAAGGAAGAGGUGAGAAGCAUUUCUUGUAUUUCUUCUCAUGAGGUACAUUGGUUUAUUUGGUCAUCAUGUACAUGCUUGUAAUAAAAGAAAUACAAAUCUAAAAUAGUAAAAGCAUAUAAUAUGAUUUGGUUUGAAACUUGGAUAGAGAUUAUUAUAUAUAUGAUCAUGACAUUGUGGUUAGAAUUGUGAUGAUGAACCAUUUUGCAGCUUCAA